UUAUAUAAAUCAAAAUCCAGACUCCAACGAUUUCUUAGUCAUAAUUGUGGAACAUAGAUCCCCAGCUCGUACAAAAGUGAGUUGCCAAAUAAUAUAAAAAUGACUACUUCCACUCAAACCAGAUUCCGUGUUACAAAAAAUAUUGCAAUUCCCUUCACUCUCGAACAAAAGCAGUCACAACACGAAUUACCAAACUUUGAAAACUUACCACUUUACGGAAAACUCUCCUGUGCCAGAAUUCUACGCUCGUCACCGCUAACCAACACCACCACCCUCGUCGAAAGAAACGGCUUGGUCGACACGGUCCUGAAAUGCUACAACCACCACAAAAACCUCAUCCUCCGCCCGGACGACGUGUGGAUCGCAAUCAUGACACAGUUUUCCUUCUACGUGAAUAAGAAUUCGGAAAAUUUGCGCACCUCAUUUGUCAACUUUAAGGGUAAGAAAACCCUCAAAGUCGACAUGGGCGUCGCAUCCAUCGAUACGAUACGGUACGACGAAUUUGUCAAGAUCAUGGGAAAAACGGUCGACCUAAAUUUAACCGAUAGCAAAAUCAAGGACUGGAUUUUACCCAAUUUUUCCACCACGACGGAAAAUGAUGUCAUCUCGUGUGGCGUCAUUUUCAUGGCGAGCAUGCAAAAAUAUUUUGAAUACAUUUGUCAGUAUACGCUGUGCGGUAUUCCGGAAGUAAUUUUGGAAGGAAGUGUCGCCGAUUGGGUGAAAAUUGAUAAGCGGCUCGAUAAGCUGAAGGAGUACGAGGGGUUAGAAAAGUGGGUGAAGAAGCUGAAGAAGAUUCUCCGCCAAUUUAUUGCUGCAAAAGAAGGCAAAGCCAAGACAAGAUGGUGGGGGAGGAUUUGCAAGUAUGAAUAUUAUAAUAAAGGGUGGGGGUCAGGAUCGGUGACGAAAACGUUUCUGACGGGGUGGAUAACAGCGUUCUGUUUCUUUGAUGAGGAUGGAAAUUUGCAAAAUUAUAAGAAGUUAGAGAUUCAGAACAUUCCACUGAGCUAUGUGAACGUGGAAGUUAUCCUGGAAGAAAAAAUUACCAAGAAGCGGGACCCCACGGUCAUGUUUGCAGGACUGGUAGGGAUGGAGUGGGAGGAGGAUGGGGCAAGUUUAAGACCUUCGGUGGGGUGGGCCAUUGCCUUACGACAUCCCGAUAUGAUGCUUGAUUUUGGUCCAAAUUAAAUCAGUCCAAAAAUUCGAAAAACAUGUAAUGGAUUUGGCUUUAUGCAACAACAAAUUGGCGUGAAAUUUAUCAUUUGUAUUCAUUACAAUGAGUUGUUACAUACCUACUAUUACCUACUAGUUGUUGGUAUUUGUAAGAUGAUAUAAAACACGUUAUUUCCCGAAUCAAUAAUUUGAUGAGCAAUUGCUACGAAUUGUAAGUAAGCAAUGGGAACAUACUUUAGCUGUUAUAUGGUAGUAUGAAGUACUUAAGUAAGAUAAGCUUAUAACGAUGCAUUUAAAUAUAUGCAUGAAUGGUAGAAAUUUAUAAGCUACGAGUAUUAAUUAUUGAAUUAAAUACGGAAUUGCUACUAUGUACAUACAUAAGUUCAUAAGUACAGGAGUUAUGUUUUCAUAUGGCGACGAAUAAAUUUAACGAAUCAAUCCAAA
Molecule: messenger RNA, 1614 nt
Organism: Folsomia candida
Lineage: Eukaryota; Metazoa; Arthropoda; Collembola; Entomobryomorpha; Isotomidae
Exons: 2
Coding region: 100-1185 (361 amino acids)
Source: RefSeq, a predicted model, not a curated record